Messenger RNA from Erigeron canadensis, 3072 nucleotides. Its product is annotated as beta-galactosidase 3-like. The transcript has 18 exons. The record is from RefSeq and is a predicted model, not a curated record. NCBI's taxonomy places the organism in Eukaryota, Viridiplantae, Streptophyta, Magnoliopsida, Asterales, Asteraceae. Gene Ontology annotation, molecular function: carbohydrate binding; beta-galactosidase activity. Bases 144 to 2669 code for a protein of 841 amino acids. Gene Ontology annotation, biological process: carbohydrate metabolic process. Gene Ontology annotation, cellular component: vacuole; cell wall.
CAUACCCACACAUAUGUCGGUGUGAAAGACACCAUAUUUACCCUCUUUUUUUUUUCAGCUUCUUCUCACUUGUCCACACUCCCAACUCAUUUCCACCCUCCAUUUUCUCUCUUUUCAGUUCUGUUUCGACCCGACCCGAAUUCAUGGAAACCAACUCGGUUUCCAAAUGGGUUUUGCUUAUCUUGGUCAUACUUCAAAUGGGUUGUCACAAGAUUGAAUGUAGUGUGACUUAUGAUAGUAAAGCCAUUGUUAUCAAUGGUCAAAGAAGAAUCUUGAUUUCUGGUUCUAUACAUUAUCCUAGAAGUACUCCUGAGAUGUGGGAAGAUCUUAUAAUGAAAGCUAAAGAAGGAGGGCUUGAUGUGAUUGAAACUUAUGUGUUUUGGAAUGGUCAUGAGCCUUCUCCUGGCAAUUAUAACUUUGAAGGAAGAUAUGAUUUAGUGAGAUUCUUAAAGACGGUGCAAAAAGCAGGACUUUAUGCUCAUCUCAGAAUUGGGCCUUAUGUUUGUGCUGAAUGGAAUUUUGGAGGAUUCCCAGUUUGGUUGAAGUAUGUUCCUGGGAUUAGCUUUCGGACUGAUAAUGAGCCAUUUAAGAGGGCAAUGAAGGGGUUCACUGAGAAAAUUGUGAAUAUGAUGAAGAGUGAAAAACUGUUUGAAUCUGAAGGAGGUCCAAUAAUCCUGUCACAGAUAGAGAAUGAGUAUGGGUCUAUUGGAAAGACACUUGGAAGUGCUGGACAUAAUUACAUGACUUGGGCUGCAAAUCUGGCCGUUGGAUUAGGUACAGGUGUCCCAUGGGUCAUGUGCAAGCAAGAUGACGCCCCUGAUCCUAUUAUAAACACAUGCAAUGGUUUCUAUUGUGAUGCUUUCUCCCCUAACAAGGCUUACAAACCAACCAUCUGGACUGAGGCUUGGAGUGGAUGGUUCAAUGAAUUUGGUGGUCCUGUUCAUGAGAGACCCGUUCAAGAUUUGGCAUUCGGUGUUGCUCGCUUUAUACAGAAGGGCGGAUCAUUUUUCAACUACUAUAUGUAUCAUGGAGGAACAAAUUUUGGUCGCUCUGCUGGUGGCCCUUUCAUCACUACUAGUUAUGACUAUGAUGCUCCGCUUGAUGAAUAUGGUUUGAUCAGACAACCUAAAUACGGGCAUUUGAAGGAGCUUCACAAAGCUAUCAAGCAAUGUGAGCCUGCUCUAGUGUCUGCAGAUCCUACUGUGACUUCUCUGGGAAACCUUCAACAGGCACAUGUAUUCUCUUCAAAGUCAGGACACUGUUCAGCUUUUCUUGCUAAUUACAACACCGACAAAGCAGCAAAAGUGAUGUUCAACAACAUGCAUUAUAAUUUACCUCCAUGGUCAAUCAGUAUUCUUCCCGAUUGCACUAAUGUUGUCUUCAACACUGCUAAGGUUGGAGUUCAAUCUACAAAAAUGGAAAUGUUGCCUACAAAUUCUGAGUUGUUUACAUGGGAGACGUACAAUGAGGAUAUGACCACUGUUGAUGACAGCUCAACUUUCACUGUGUCGGGUCUAUUGGAGCAAGUCAAUGUCACCAGAGAUAAUAGCGAUUAUCUAUGGUAUACAACCAAUGUUGAAGUUGGUUCUUCUGAAUCAUUCUUAAGAGGCGGGGAGCAUCCCAAACUCUUGGUGCAGUCAACUGGUCAUGCUCUUCAUGUGUUUAUCAAUGGAGAACUGUCGGGUUCGGCUUUCGGAACACGUGAAAAUAGAAAAAUUACUUAUAAAGAAAAAGUCAAUCUCCGUUCUGGAAACAAUAAAAUAUCACUACUUAGUGUUGCCAUGGGAUUGCCGAAUAUUGGGGGACAUUAUGAAACCUGGGAGACCGGUGUCACAGGUCCAGUGGCUUUGUACGGUCUUGACCAAGGGAAACAAGACUUGUCGUGGGCUAAAUGGACCUAUCAGGUUGGUUUGAAGGGUGAGGCCAUGGAUGUUAUCUCCUCAAACCGUAUGUUUUCGGUCAAUUGGAUGCAGGGUUCACUUAUCGCUCAAAAACAACAGCCGCUAACAUGGCACAAGGCUUCCUUUAAUGCACCUAUGGGUGAUGAGCCGUUGGCGUUAGACAUGACCAGUAUGGGUAAAGGUCAAGUGUGGAUCAACGGUCAAAGCAUUGGAAGAUACUGGACCGCUUAUGCUACUGGUGAUUGCCAAGGGUGCCACUACGCUGGUUCUUAUCGCCCUCCUAAAUGUCAACUCGGAUGUGGUCAACCAACACAAAGAUGGUACCAUGUGCCGCGAUCGUGGUUAAAACCAACAGAUAAUUCUUUGGUGCUUUUUGAAGAACUUGGGGGAGACCCCACCCGUAUUUCACUAGUGAAGCGAACAACAACAACUGUAUGUGCUGAUAUGUUUGAAUAUCACCCAAACAUGCAGGAUUGGCAUAUUGAAAGUGAGGGUAAAACACAAGAGCUUCAUAGACCGAAGGUCCAUUUACACUGCGGUCCAGGCCUAACCAUUUCAGCUAUUAAAUUUGCUAGCUUUGGAACUCCGUUGGGAACAUGUGGCACUUUCCAACAAGGAACUUGCCAUGCUCCUGCAUCUUACGAUGUCAUUCAAAAGAAGUGUAUAGGGAAAGAGACAUGUGCCGUGACUAUAGCAAACAGCAACUUUGGUCAAGACCCGUGUCCAAACAAACUGAAGCGCUUGACAGUUGAAGCCGUUUGUUCUUAGAGUUCAAGCGGUUGAGUGGAAAGAAGACACGAAUUGGAAAUACUAAUCAACAAAUUUGUGAUUUAGUGUAGCUUAUUUAUCUGGUAUUUAAUCACAUUAGAAGUUAUUUUAGGGUGUAUAUCAUUGAAGAUCCCAGGGGUUUUCCAAAUUGCGAACCUCGUGAUGGAUCGAUCCAAAGAGCUGGUUGUCUGGCAUUUUAGACCGGAAAGUAGAACCAGUUUGUUUACUGCAAAACAAAUAUUUGGUGUGAUUUAUUUGGAGUUGUUUGUAUGUUGUCAAGAUGGGGGAAAUUGAAACCCCACAGUUAGGUUCAGAUUUUAGGAAUGGAUCCUAUACUGAACAUUUAUGUUAAUUGUGUGCAGUUUUUUAAUGAAAUAUAAUGUCGAGACACGUCCAUUAUUUA